AUGAGCUGCGCAGGGGCGACAGCGGCUCGUCCUCUGUGGCAACUGUGCAUGGGUCCUUGGCGGCCCUUUUCAGCUUGUGGAAGGAAGGUUGCUGCCAGAUCUUACAGUUCAGGAAUGACCUUAGACAAUAUCAACCGGGCAACUGUGGAUCGGAUCAUCCGGGUGGAUCACGCUGGCGAAUAUGGAGCCAACCGCAUCUAUGCUGGGCAGAUGGCCGUGCUGGGCCGGACGAGUGUCGGGCCAGUCAUCCAGAAAAUGUGGGAUCAAGAAAAGGACCACUUGAAGAAGUUCAAUGAGUUGAUGGUUACAUUUAGGGUCCGACCAACAAUUCUGAUGCCUUUUUGGAAUGUGAUGGGGUUUGCCCUGGGAGCUGGCACUGCCUUGCUCGGGAAGGAAGGCGCGAUGGCUUGUACCGUGGCUGUGGAAGAAUCCAUAGCCCAUCACUAUAACAACCAGAUCAGGACGCUGAUGGAAGAGGACCCUGAAAAAUACCAGGACCUUCUUCAGGUCAUAAAGACAUUUCGGGACGAAGAGCUUGAGCACCACGAUAUAGGCCUCAACCACGCCGCUGAAUUGGCUCCAGCAUACACCCUUUUGAAGAGUGUUAUUCAAGCCGGAUGCAGCGCAGCGAUAUAUUUAUCAGAAAGAUUUUAAAUUAUGUCCACAUAACCCUGACUAGAAGAGAUGCUAGGCAUUU
This is a messenger RNA of Chrysochloris asiatica (Cape golden mole), 697 nucleotides long. RefSeq names its product coenzyme Q7 homolog, ubiquinone (yeast) (gene COQ7). Gene Ontology annotation, biological process: ubiquinone biosynthetic process; regulation of gene expression; regulation of reactive oxygen species metabolic process. The record is from RefSeq and is a predicted model, not a curated record. Lineage: Eukaryota; Metazoa; Chordata; Mammalia; Afrosoricida; Chrysochloridae. Bases 1 to 654 code for a protein of 217 amino acids. Gene Ontology annotation, molecular function: 3-demethoxyubiquinol 3-hydroxylase activity. Gene Ontology annotation, cellular component: nucleus; mitochondrial inner membrane. The transcript has 6 exons.